Molecule: messenger RNA, 3400 nt
Organism: Hyalella azteca
Lineage: Eukaryota; Metazoa; Arthropoda; Malacostraca; Amphipoda; Hyalellidae
Exons: 9
Coding region: 187-2151 (654 amino acids)
Cellular component (GO): extracellular region
Molecular function (GO): peptidase inhibitor activity
Source: RefSeq, a predicted model, not a curated record
UGUCAGAACUUGAGUUUAGUUGCUCAGGAGUAGGGAUACGUGCAGGUUAGCUCUUGAAUCGUCAGAAUGAGCACUAGGUAAAUCGAGUGAGAGAACCAUAAACACAAGAAAAAUUUGUCCAUUAGUCUUACAACUCAUAUCAGCACUAUAAAUUAAACUACUGCGUUGUAGUACGGUAUCACCACCAUGAUGAUGACUUGGCUCUUCGUGGCUACCCUGCUGAUAAUCCGGUCUUCACCGAGCGAAUCUCAGUCAGGAAUUGCGGUGCCGAUACAAGUACCGAACGGUAACAAUGGAGGUCAGAUUGGAAAUCCAUAUGGAUAUCCUGGUCCGCAACAGAGCCCCUAUUCGCCAAUUGGACCAGAUCCUCAACCUGCUCAGUACUACCCAACACAAGAUCCCGCGUCAUAUCCUGCAGAUGAUCCACGUGCUGCGAUACCAUACGAACCCCAAGUUGCCCCGCAACCCCAGCCUUACAUGCCAUACCAACCCCAAGUUGCCCCGCAACCCCAGCCUUACAUGCCAUACCAACCCCAAGUUUCCCCGCAACCCCAGCCUUACAUGCCAUACCAACCCCAAGUUGCCCCGCAACCCCAGCCUUACGUGUCAUACCAACCCCAAGUUGUCCCGCAACCCCAGCCUUACGUGUCAUACCAACCCCAAGUAGCCCCGCCACCAGAUCCUUUGAUGGGAUAUCCCCAGCCUCCAACCCAAACACUUUGCCAAGCACCUGCAUCUUGCCUACCCUCUCCGCCUGCUCCCCAGAAUGUAAUGCAGCCGUACACAGUUUACAUUCCUGGUACAACACAAUACAGGCGAGUGUGUGGCAAUGUAGUUCAGUGCGGCACGAUUCCAGUUCCGUCUCCAGGACGUUAUGUAACUUACUACAGAUACGUUACUAUACCUGCUCCACCCAUUACUAUAACUGCUCCUACACCUACUCUACCCGCUCCAGUUGUCCCUACUUAUACGUGUCCAGCGCCGCAGCCAACUUACUGCCCAGCGCCAGUAAUACCUCCAACACCUGCGCCAACCAGGCCUACAACUUGCAUCCCCUCCUACGCACCACCACAAACUAAUCCUUGUGUAAGCCAUGCUCAAUGCAGCCAAAGCCAGCUAUGUUGCUAUGUUCCGUCAUCGAGCUGCAAUCAAUGCCUUCCUGGAGUGCCGACAUACACGAGGAUCAUACGGCAGUCUCAGGUGCAUUCAAACAAAAGUGAAGUACUAAACGUGAACUCCGUGCGACUCUUGGUUCGUAAAUGGGAUAGCAAGAACGUCACCGAUUUCCUUGCCAACACUGUGCUGCCUCUCAAAAUGGACCUCACAAAUGAUCUGGAAGUAACCUUUGAUACAGCGGAACGACAGAGAUGUGAUCAAAUGGAUAUCAAUUGCGUUGGCGCUCAGCUACUGACGUGCGUUAUCAACGAGGAAACGGCAGUUUUAAAGACUAAAGUGCAAAACAUCCUUGAUAAUUUCAACUUGACGAGGUCUGCCGAACAGCCAGUCAUGGAUGAGAUGAACACUCCUUCCGAACACAUUACUGAACAACCAGACAUCCAAGAAACUAUCAAUAAUACAAACGCCGACAACAAUCUGCAAUUGCAUUUUUUGAGCGUACAAAAAGAAAUCGACGACCUACGACACGGCAGCGAAGUUACGCUCCUCAGCUUUGCCACUUGCGUGCUUCAGAGCUUCCAGUCUGGCGUGAUUCAACUCAAGCAUAGCGCCCUGAUCGCUACCAAGAGGUGCGUGCGGCAGUACCGUUAUAACUGGCGUUCAGUCCGUCAAUGCGCGGCGCCCAACACCAGAUCGCAGAACGUGUCGGUGAGCGUCGAAGCCGAGUCCACCCUGGGACCGGAGUCCAGCGCUCUGCAUAUGUUCGUGAAUGGGGCUGCGAUCCCAGAGCUGGAAGAUCCUCGAGUGUCGCUGUGCAUUACACUGAACGCCCUCGGCAGUGAACCUCUGAUCUGUGAACUGGUGCUGCGACCAUUACUGGAGGCCAGCACCUCUGAAGCUGAGCAACAAAAACUCUCAGGCAGUAAUGAAGAAAUGGCGGCAAAAGAAGCGGAACAAACCCAUGAAGAUAUCAUUGAUGGGAACGAAGAAACACAUCAAAUCAAGAUUGAUCGUCGCAUCGCGUCUUUCCAGUAGAAUGAGCAGCACGAUCACUGCCGAGUCACUGCCUCUAGAAUAAAACCAGUCGAACGACAACGCUGCUCUACCUGACACUGUUUUGCAAGAAAAUUUUUGCAUGAGAAACGGAAUGGAAGUUGCACUGUGGAUUUAGAAGUACUUGUGCGUAGUAAAAACUAUUCCUGCAUUUGAUACAGAGAGAGUUUUCAGAUAAUUAUUGUAAGUUUAAGUACUUUGUACAAUUUAAAAAUAUUUCCAAGUACCAAGUUAAAUUUUCGCGGUAUUGCUACGGUGGUAAUUAUUUCAAAUAAUCUUUAUAGUCUGUUAUUGAGUGAAUAUGUUUUCAUACCCGAGUUCGUGGCGAGCUGCUGAGCCACGAGAAGAUAAAAGUUAGAUUGAUAUACAUGAUAAUAAUGAAUACUUUUGAUGAAUACUCCAGCCAUGUUAUGCAUGGUACAUCUUAAUAGACGUUGUCUGGGGUACAGUGACUAGACUUGGAUUUAUCCCCGGCAUGCGAAUUUCCAUAAGUGCCGUUUUUCAUAAUAAUAUAAGAGCGAAAGUUGUGUCAACUAGACUACCUGUAGCAAUGUGUUCAUAGAGACUAGCAGUAAUAUUAGUAUGUUACAUUCUUUUCCUGGGAACUCUUUUGCACGCGAUACGCAGUUAAUUAAUGUUCAUAGAAAUUUGUAGUCUAAUGUUAUCGAUGUUAGAUGUUCUAUUAAAAUAAAUUUAAUUCAUUUACUCGACUAGACUGAACCAAAUUUAGUGGAUACUUUCCUAUGUGAAGGUUAUAUAAUACCUGGAUAGAAACCUGGCUCUUAACGAUAGAGAAAGCAACAAAUUCCAGAAGACAUGCAGGUUCUGUAUCUUCAUACGAGAUACGCUUUAGGAUCAAUUAUUAUGAGAGAAUUUAGAAGAGAUAAUAAAAUAGAAACAAUUGCCAUUAUAAAUCUUUGGAUCAAAUCGGCUGACAAAAUGAAUUUAAAUAAAUUUCGUGGCAUUAAUUCUUGCCGAUAUUUUUUUCAUAAUGUUCUCGUCCUUUAUAUACUAUGCCAUAUAUGAAGUAGCAAAUAGAGUCAAUGAAAGUCAAUUCAUUGUUUUAUCCAAAAUUAGGAUAGUUAAAGAAUUUUAUUAUGCUUGGGCUGCCAGGUGGAAUUUAUAUUUGAACUUAAUAAUUUUCAUUUAUUGUUUAAGCAUAUUUACAAUAGAAUUUUAAGUAACCACUAGGAAUCCAUGAUUUUUAAAAUCAGUAUAUAACAUAUUCGAC